Molecule: messenger RNA, 333 nt
Organism: Penicillium verrucosum
Lineage: Eukaryota; Fungi; Ascomycota; Eurotiomycetes; Eurotiales; Aspergillaceae
Exons: 1
Coding region: 1-333 (110 amino acids)
Cellular component (GO): membrane; cytoplasm
Molecular function (GO): glutamine synthetase activity
Source: RefSeq, a predicted model, not a curated record
AUGGACGGCACCGCAAAUCCAUACUUGUUCGUUGCCGCCAUUUUGCUUGCUGCUUUGGAUGGACUUAGCAAGAAAACAGAGUUAGUAUGGAAGGAUUGUAAGAUAUUCCCAGACCUAUUGGAUGAGAAAAUGCGGGUCGAGUAUGGCAUGGAUAAGAGUAUGCCAGUCACGUUCAAAGAGGCGUUGGAUUAUUUGAAGAACGAUGCCGAUAUGAGGACUUGGAUUGGAAAGGACUUACUGAAGUGGUUUAUUUCCGUCAAGGAUAAAGAGGUCGAGGAGUUUGCGAAGAUGGAUGACGAGCAGAGGCGGCUUUGCUUCCUAGAAUAUUUUUGA